AUGGGCAACAGCAGCUCGUUAAUGCUUCGCGAUGAAGAAAUCGAUGAGAUCGCCAAGGAGACAGAAUUCAAUCGAAAUCAAAUCGUCCGCCUUUACAGUCGCUUCCUGUCCUUAGAUAAGAAAGGUCAGGGAUUUCUUUCCCGUGAUGAUUUUUUGAACGUGCCUGAAUUAGCAGUGAAUCCACUUGGAGAUCGCAUCGUGGACGCCUUCUUCACGUUAGCUGGAGAAAACGAACAGCAAUUGAACUUCCGCCAAUUCGUACGAAUCCUCGCACAUUUCCAGCCGAUCAAUCGCUCGAAGAAAAAUUCGCUGAACGGAAGGACGGAGAAGCUGAAAUUUGCUUUCCAAAUGUACGACUUGAACAAGAAUGGCUACAUAACUCGAGAGGAAUUCAAAGUUAUUCUUAACAGUAUGGUCGGAGCCAAUAUCACAGCAGAGCAACUUGACAAAAUAGCCGACAGAACAAUUGAGGAAGCCGAUGGUGACAACGAUGGCAGAAUUUCAUUUGAAGAAUUCUGUAGAGCUAUGGAAAAGACGGACAUAGAAGAGAAAAUGUCGAUUCGAUUCCUCAACUAA
This is a messenger RNA of Haemonchus placei, 576 nucleotides long. The record is from the annotation of a GenBank genome assembly. NCBI's taxonomy places the organism in Eukaryota, Metazoa, Nematoda, Chromadorea, Rhabditida, Trichostrongylidae.